CACGGACGACAUCGAAGGUUUCAGGGUGGGGGCUGCCCAGAAACUAACUGCGGCUUGCAGAUGCAAACGAGGGCCAGCAUCGCAUAGGCCGACAUGGUCACUUGGAGCGAUCGAAGGAAUGACAAACUUGAAGACUCGACCAUGGCCAAAAUGGGAAUGGCAUUUUUUGGAGUGAUGUAUCAUGGUUGUUAUCCGGAUAACAUCGGAUUUAUCCGAAUAUUCCCCAUCACUACUGCAACAUGAUGCGUGCGCCAGUGGUGGUGGCAAUUGGGCUGUCGGUGGCUGUGUCGUCGGCAGUAGUCGCUUUGCAUGUGUAUCGGUUGAUGAAACAGCUACAAGCAUGUCAAGACGCGUUAGAGAAGAAGGAAUCCGCCCGCAUGGAGGAGCGUGUGGGUCGAACGGCCGUUGAAAAGGAGCUGCGCGCUAUCCUGGAGGCCAAGCUGGAUGUGUCCGCGGGGUACUACGUGCAGCCGAUCGCGACGGUCCAAUCUUGCUUUGCGCAAUGUUUGGGCACACCACGACAGGGCCUGCUGGCUCCGUUGACCCGCGGUCGCGUCCUCUGCCACCGCAACAUCUCUCCAGACACGUUGGACGGAUUGAGCGACUUUAGUCACGUGUGGAUCACGUUCGUGUUUCACGCCAACACGAACGGCAAGAACGCUCGAGCACAUGACGGCCUGCUUCGACGGCCGUCGUCUAAGACCAGCCAUACCUUCCGCGCCAAGAUCUCGCCGCCCAUGUUGAAGCGUCGCAUGGGCAUCUUCGCGACGAGGACGCCGCAUCGCCCCAACCCCAUCGGCAUCACUUUGGCCAAGAUCGAACAGGUGGACAUGGCAGCCAAGUCGAUUUGGGUAUCUGGAUUGGAUUUGGUGGAAGGGACGCCGGUGCUGGAUCUCAAGCCCUAUGUCCCCAUGUACGAUAGUUUACCGUAUAGCAAGGUGCCGACCUGGAUCCAACAGACCGUGCAUUCCCAGAGGUCGACCCAUAGAUAGUAUACAUGUACAUGGCAGAUGAUGCAUGAUGAGAAUAGCGUGGUGCGGUUUGAUGAAGGAAAGCAAGACGCGAUGCGCCAGUGCUGUGCAGCUCAUUCGGUCCACUACCAACAUGAGCCCGACGUGAUGAUGGCAGGUACUUUGGUUGCCAUGGUGGUGGUAGCAAUCUGAACCCCAUGCGUAGCCAUUGCGCAAGUGCUGGCAGUGGACGUGCGCAGCCAAAUGCAAACGACAAAGAUGCAGGGCAAGAUGAACCUGCUGGUGUUUGACAACGUCCACGUCAAGUACACCGUCGAAGCAGACAACAGCCUGUGCGUGCACGAUAUCCACGCCGCUUUGACGCCAUCUUCCUCGUUCACAAGUGGUGUCGGACCUCUUUAACAAUGGACGCUGCAACACAAGACCAUGGUGACUUCCUUGAUGGACGUCAUGACCUUCCCAAGAGUGGAAACUCUUCGCCGAAGUCCACCGUGGCAGUUUCAGAAUUCCAUCCGGAUAUAGUAGAUGCGUACGUUAUAGGGUGGUUUCGUCAACACUUGAAAGUGAUGCUAUGUUUCGA
This is a messenger RNA of Aphanomyces astaci, 1551 nucleotides long. RefSeq lists its product as hypothetical. The record is from RefSeq and is a predicted model, not a curated record. Lineage: Eukaryota; Oomycota; Saprolegniomycetes; Saprolegniales; Verrucalvaceae. The transcript has 4 exons. Bases 240 to 992 code for a protein of 250 amino acids.